GUGGGAAGUGUUCGACAUAAUCCGGGGCUUGUAUGGUGUGAUUACUCCGCAUUACAAUUCGAUUCUGACUCUUAACCUUGUACGCUACCACCCCGUUGCUGCUUUGCGGUGUCAUGAGCUCCUCCUGUGAUGGGUCAAGCUAAACCCUAAUGCAACGUCCAAUUCGAACUACUUGAUGAGAUCGGCCUGUAUUUUCGCCGUUGUGGAGGAUUAUUAUACACUAACUUUAACCUUACCUGAGGUUGUUUGCCUGAUAUUGGCCACCCAACCGCAAAUCUUUAUACUUUUGAUAUCAGAGCAUUGAAUUUCACCAUCCCUCCCAAACCAAAAUCGAGACGGGACACCUGGCUUGGAACACCCAAUAGCAUCCUAAGAUUUGAAUUCACUGUUCCACAGCAUGAGUGAACUCUCACACAACAGACGUCAGGCGUGCACUAAUUUAGCCUAGGAUUUCCGAUAGCAAGAACGAUUCAUAAGUAUUUAGUGAGGCCUGCUUCUCAGGUUUCAGCAAUCCUCAUGAGGUACCAGAGAUUACCGACCAGCGAAGAAGCUGAAAUGGCGAACGAAACUCUUAAUAACGACCCUACCUCCUCAAAUGAAAACGAUGGUGAACCAGAUGUCAAAGACGGAAAUGUCAACAAUGAUUACACACAACGGUCAGAAGUUGAGAGUCUAAACUUGACUGCGAUACCACCUGGAACAAUCGAUCCAAUAUAUGAAGCAAAGGCUCGAGUCUUAAAUGAAGCUAUCCAAGAUAUUGGCAUGGGAUGGUAUCAAUGGCAACUUUUUGUUGUGGUUGGAUUUGGCUGGGCGAAUGAUAAUUUGUGGCCAAUUGUUACAUCACUUAUAUGUAUAUACUCAAUCUCGGGAUGUCUUUUUUAUCUCGUCAGAAAGCUAACUACGAACAUAGUCACUUCGAUUACCAAUGAAUUCUCACCGAAGCACCCACCUCUACUCACUCUAGCUCAGAAUAUCGGCCUUCUGGCUGGUGCUAUGUUUUGGGGCUUUGGUUGCGAUGUUUUUGGUCGACGUUUAGCUUUUAAUGCUACGCUUGGUAUCACCGCCGUAUUUGGGUUGAUUGCUGCCGGCUCACCCAAUUUUGCAGCUAUUGGAUGUUUUGCAGCUCUUUGGAGUUUCGGUGUAGGCGGGAACCUCCCCGUUGAUUCAGCAGUUUUCCUCGAGUUUCUUCCUGGUUCUCAUCAAUAUCUACUUACUGUGCUUUCAGUCGACUGGGCCGUAGCUCAAGUUAUCGCGAAUUUAAUUGCUUGGCCUCUCUUAGGAAACCUCACGUGCCAAGAAGGUUCAGCAUGCCCUCGAUCACAAAAUAUGGGAUGGAGAUAUUUUCUUAUCGUUAUGGGAGGCAUUUCUAUGAUCGAGUUCUUUAUUCGUUUCACGUGUUUUACGAUAUUCGAGAGUCCGAAAUAUUUGAUGGGAAAAGGAAGAGAUGAAGAUGCAGUUAAAGUUGUACAGGAAGUUGCCAGGAGGAAUGGAAAACAGUCGAAUUUGACUGUCACCCGUCUCCAGGAUUGUGGCACCCUUCCUCAUAUCAACGCCUCGGCAACCUUGUCAAGAAAACUCCAUCAAAUGGACUUAUCUCAUGUUCGUGCCUUAUUCGCGACAAGGAAGCUAGCCUUCUCUACAGGUUUGAUUAUGCUCGUGUGGGCGUUCAUUGGUCUUGGAUAUCCACUCUAUAACGCAUUUCUUCCUUAUAUUCAAGCCACUCGAGGUGCUGAGUUUGGAGACGGAAGUACAUAUUUGACGUAUCGCAACUCUCUGAUCAUAUCUGUGCUCGGGAUUCCUGGCGCUCUUAUUGGUGGUUACCUUAUUGAGGUGCCAAGUUUAGGUAGGAAAGGAACUCUCGCUAUGAGUACGACAGCCACUGGAGUAUUCUUGUACGCUUCCACCACGGCCAUGACAUCUACUGCGUUAUUGGGUUGGAAUUGUGCUUUUAACUUUUGUUCCAAUGUGAUGUAUGCUGUUUUGUACGCUUAUACACCGGAAAUCUUUCCUACGAAAGAUCGCGGUACGGGCAAUGCUCUUACCGCGACUUCGAACAGAAUCUUCGGGAUUAUGGCUCCAAUUAUUGCAAUGUUCGCCAAUCUCGAGACUUCAGCGCCAGUUUACACGAGCGGGGCUCUUUUCAUUGCAGCAGGACUUUUAGUAUUGAUAUUGCCAUAUGAAAGUCGGGGAAAGGCCAGUUUGUAAACCCAAAGUUUGAAGCCUGUAUUCAUAUGAUAUUUCUACCUUUCGAUACUGUAAAAUAACACAAUUCGUGUUAGUAAUCAGCAUUGAUCAACAAUUCAGGUCAUAGAAAAAAGAAGCUCGGCUCAUUAUCGAGAGCUCUUGACAAUUAUAAUUUGGCAUUACCCUC
This is a messenger RNA of Botrytis byssoidea, 2371 nucleotides long. RefSeq lists its product as uncharacterized. The transcript has 4 exons. Lineage: Eukaryota; Fungi; Ascomycota; Leotiomycetes; Helotiales; Sclerotiniaceae. The coding region runs from base 517 to 2205 and encodes 562 amino acids. The record is from RefSeq and is a predicted model, not a curated record. Gene Ontology annotation, molecular function: transmembrane transporter activity. Gene Ontology annotation, biological process: transmembrane transport.